ACCUUCUCGGUCCACCAAUGGCCGGCGAUGGCGCGAGCACUCCCCGCUACCUUAAUGCGUUAGUGAGGUGAUUGCUGCUUCCCCUCCCCGCCGCCUGACAUUUUUUCCUCGUCCUGUCAUACAUCCACUGCCUCGCCCGUACGACUUCAGGCUCGGUCAUUGCAUUCCUACACCUUGGCCGAUCGUCCGAGCUAUUCAAUCUAAUCGACAAAGCUUGCGGGGAUCUCACAGCCGCUUGAAAGAUCUAUCAACAUGGCCGAGGAAAUCCAGCAGAAAAAUAAUGACCACUUGGUCCAGUCGGCUGACCCCGAGCACCCCGCCAACAAGAUCCCUGACCUUUGUCGCCGGUUCUACAACUGGGGUUGGGUCACCGGCACCGGUGGUGGGACCUCCAUUCGCCAUGGCGACCAUAUCUUCAUUGCUCCUUCCGGUGUGCAGAAGGAGAUGAUGCAACCCGACAACAUCUUCGUGCUUGAAUUCCCUACGCCCAAGUACCCUCCUUCGGAUCGCAAGUAUAUCCGCAAGCCGCUCAACCUGAACCCCUCCGCAUGCACGCCACUGUUCCUUACGGCCUUUGAGCAGGGAGCUGGCUGCUGUAUCCACACCCAUUCUCAGUGGGCAGUUCUGGUGACGCUCCUGGUUGAGCGCGAGAAGGGUCCGGACGCCUGCUUCGAGAUCAGCAACAUUGAACAGAUCAAGGGUAUUCCCCGGGGCAAGGGAAAGGGCAUGCUCGGUUUCUUCGAUACGCUUAGCAUUCCGAUCAUUGAGAACACUGCGUUCGAGGAAGACCUCACUGGAAGCUUGGAGAAGGCCAUGGAGAAAUACCCUGACACUUAUGCUGUCCUGGUGAGGAGACAUGGAAUCUACGUUUGGGGAGAUAACGUCGCCAAGGCCAAGACCCAGUGCGAGAGUCUGGACUACAUCUUCCAGCUUGCUGUGGAGAUGCACAAGCUUGGUCUCCCAUGGGUGAAAUAAAUACUCAUAAAGAAUAUUUGGCCUGUACAUCUGUCUGCGUGCUGCCUGUGUCGUAUGACGCUCGCAGUUUGAGGUCUCUUUUUCCGGAGACAGCCUAACUAUGAUGACGAUAUGUAUGAAACAAAUACUACACUACUACACGAAAUACUCGCAGAAACAAUAUUAUUCAGUAGAAUGCUGGGGCUGGGAAACCAAAGUAACAUGCAAUCGGGGAAUGCGCU
Aspergillus sclerotioniger CBS 115572 is the source of this 1196-nucleotide messenger RNA. It is a transcript of the gene mde1, whose product is annotated as methylthioribulose 1-phosphate dehydratase MDE1. The coding region runs from base 253 to 975 and encodes 240 amino acids. The record is from RefSeq and is a predicted model, not a curated record. The transcript has 4 exons. Gene Ontology annotation, molecular function: metal ion binding; methylthioribulose 1-phosphate dehydratase activity. Gene Ontology annotation, cellular component: cytoplasm. NCBI's taxonomy places the organism in Eukaryota, Fungi, Ascomycota, Eurotiomycetes, Eurotiales, Aspergillaceae.